Molecule: messenger RNA, 1677 nt
Organism: Peniophora sp. CBMAI 1063
Lineage: Eukaryota; Fungi; Basidiomycota; Agaricomycetes; Russulales; Peniophoraceae
Source: the annotation of a GenBank genome assembly
AUGAAACGCGCCCAGAGCUCUUUGGUCUCAUAUGGCUCGUCGUCAGACGAAGAAACAUCAACUCCUGCUCUGCCGCCGCCACCUAAGAAAUGUCGUCUCCCCGCUCUCUCCUCUGCGGUAGUUGUCCCGACGCCCAUCGACGAUCCGUCGAAGCAUCAAGGCCGAAUACGCUCUUCUCCCCAUGUCGAAGGUCAAUGGGCGGCCUAUGUAUAUGUCGCGCUACCUCUUCGCGGGGCCGAGAAUGCUGCGCUUGCGCGGAUUGUACGGAGAGCGUUUGCGAGGGCUAAAGAGCUGGAGCCCGCGCUGCAUGCCAUUGGGUCUACGGCGGACGAUACCAGUGGACUAUUCGAGCUCCAUGUCUCUCUUACACGCCCGGUCUUCUUGCGUGCGCACCAACGAGAAGAAGUCAAGAUAGCGGUGAAGCGUGCCGCGCAAGCAUCCAACCCCUUUACUCUAUCUCUUGCGUCAUUCGCACAGUUGACGAAUGAUGAGCGAACGAGAACCUUCGUCUGUCUGGAGGUUGGCGCGGGCCACAGCGAGCUGAAGGCACUAUCUGAUGCUUUGACGCCUACGCUCCGUCAGUUCAGACAGAAGAGCUACUACGAUUCUCCCCACUUCCACGCCUCAUUCGCGUGGGCGCUCCUUGAGCCUGCCUCCAUACCCGCCUCAACUGCAACACCCACCACAUCCACUGCUUCAACUCCAACCCCGGAGAGCACCCCGACGUUCGCGAGAAUCAGGGACCUUCCGGAUGGGCUACUGGAUACUCUGAAUGAUGAGUUCGGGCGCGAGUUGGCGGCAGCGGCUGCGUGCUUCGAUGUUGAGCGGAUGAAAUAUAUGGUUGGCGAGAUCUCCAUGGUCUUGCCAUUUCAUCACCACUUCACGGCUACUUUCAGCAUUCAAGCUUUCAAGGUCAACGGCGCAUGCUGGGGCGGCAAUACACGCAAGAGCCUCCGCGGAUGCUCUCUGAUCCAGACUCGACAUUAUCCCGUCUCCGAGUCGGUUCAACAGGCAACGCUGGCGUCCGAACCAGUCCGUAUCGAAGCGCCCACGACCAUUCUACCGCCACACGGCGCCUCGGUUCAAGCCUUCAAGCGGAGAGGAAAGUGUACGCGCGUAUGGCGAUACGGUCGGCUUGAGGACGCGUGGAGACGGCUCUUCUCUUUGGUACUUGGACUGGCAGCAAGCUAUAAGGACACCUACGAUGCCACCUAUCUCAAACCACUUCACUCUGUCUUACUCACUACGAUGCAUCCCUUUCCCCUCGCUACUCUGAUCGUAUGCGCCUUUGAGAUUUCCGCUCUUCGGAGUACCAUAACUCAACCCCGCGCAGGAUCCUCUGAGCAAUGUUCUGCCGUCGCCAAGAUCAUCUCUGGCGAUGCCGAGCUUAGACGGCGUCUCUCCGAGCGAUGUGUGGGCGAGCACUGCAUCACAAAUGCCUUGGGCGACGAAGUAUCUUCCACAUCCACCAUGGCUGCCUCUGAACCUGAUACAGUGAUAGUUCGGACAUCGUCCUCACCGAAUACCGUGCAGACUUCAACUUCGACUACCACUGCUAUGACUGACGCUGCCACUACGAUUACGACUACCACUGAUACAAGUAUCACCACUGCUACCGCUGCUAUCGGUCAUGUCGUUUGUGCUUUUGAAUGCUGCAUCGUCAUUCCUCCUUGCUAG